Messenger RNA from Penicillium pulvis, 939 nucleotides. RefSeq names its product putative esterase. The annotation marks the transcript as partial. NCBI's taxonomy places the organism in Eukaryota, Fungi, Ascomycota, Eurotiomycetes, Eurotiales, Aspergillaceae. The record is from RefSeq and is a predicted model, not a curated record. The transcript has 3 exons. Gene Ontology annotation, molecular function: phosphatidylcholine lysophospholipase A1 activity.
AUGCGACCACCAACACCCAUCAAUUCAAUGGUUCGCGCUUGGUUACUGUGUGUCGCCUUGUUAUCCACGUCCGUCUUGACGCUUUCUCGGCCUGAUUUGAAACCCAGUCCCGCGAUCGCGGCCGAUCGCAAUGAUAUCACCACUUUGCGAUCGCGGGCCGAGAAUCCUUUCCUACUCCGAAUUAUGCCAUUAGGCGCAUCCAUAACCAAUGGUUAUCGAUCAACCGGGCACAAUGGCUAUCGGAAUUAUAUAAGACAACAGCUUCGCUAUAAGGGCUGGAAUGUCGAGAUGGUCGGGAGUUUAAGAAAUGGCACGAUGAUUGAUAAUUUCAAUGAGGGUCAUUUCGGCUUUAGAGUUGAUCAGCUAUCAAAGGAAGCUGUAAAAACUACCCCUCAACAACCUAAUGUGAUCCUGAUUAAUGCUGGCACCGACGAUGCCUUACAAAAUUACAAGGUUGGCACCACGGGAGUCCGAAUGAAUUCUCUUCUAGACUUGCUCUUUGAAAAAGUUCCCGAUACGACCAUCAUUCUCUCAACACUAUUGCCAAACAAAGAUAAGCCAGAGUUGGUCGGAUGGAUCAGUGAUCAGUAUCGUGCACUUGCUGCCAAGCGUCGCAAGAGCGGCGACCGAGUCGUCCUGGCUGAUAUGAGCUCUUUCAUUCCCCUUGAUGAAUUGGCAGACGCAACCCACCCGACAGACGCUGGGUAUAAGAGAAUGGCGUCGGUUUGGUGGGCCGCAAUCGAGGACGCUUUCCAAGAAGAUAUGAUUCAACAUUACAACUACACCAUCACAGCUAAGCUGGAAAAGGCAUUGGACAACAGCACCAGCAAUCCUAAUCUGCCCUCCUACACGGCUCCUGCUCAGCCUACGAAUACAAAUAAUGCGCUUUCUCGUUCUCCCCAGGCAGUAUUGCCUACAGUUAUUGUUCAGCUGCUUGGU